Messenger RNA from Pseudoliparis swirei, 4223 nucleotides. RefSeq names its product mitoguardin 2-like. Gene Ontology annotation, biological process: mitochondrial fusion. The transcript has 16 exons. The record is from RefSeq and is a predicted model, not a curated record. Bases 210 to 1985 code for a protein of 591 amino acids. NCBI's taxonomy places the organism in Eukaryota, Metazoa, Chordata, Actinopteri, Perciformes, Liparidae.
CCGCCCCCGAGCAAAAAGCUAGUGUGACACAGUAAUGCCCUUCCCUGGCGCCCUGAAUGCCCACGGGUAAUACAUCUACAAUCAGACAUUGGACGAGUGUGGAGUGGAAGCUCGGGAGUGGAUGACGAUAGACGGUGCAUCAGCGAGCUGUGAGCUGGCUGAUCUCAGAGCAGAGAGGACACCUUGUUCGGGGCGUUCACAGUUCUGAGAUGUCAUUCAAACAAGCUAACGCGAUGUCCAUCGCCCAGGCGUUGGCCAUGACUGUAGCCGAGAUACCAGUGUUUCUGUAUUCCACAUUUGGGCAGGCCAUAUUUUCUCAGCUGAAGCUUUCCCCGAACUUGAAGAAGGUGCUGUUUGCCACAGCGCUGGGCAGUGUCGCCCUGGCUCUCACCGCUCAUCAGCUGAAAAGGCGGGGGAGAAAAAGGAAGCAGGUAACGCAAGGGAAGGAGGGCCAGAGGACGGUGGGAAUACCCGAGGCGCUGAUGAAGACGGGAAGACCCUCGUCAUUUAAUAGAGGCCCGUUCACUGGCCGACAGAUGAUGAGCCCCAGCACUCGGAGCAAUGACACCAUGAGCGAAAUUUCUUCCCUGGGCCCCAGUAAACACUCAAGUUCCUCACACAGCCUGGCAUCUCUACGGGUGCCAAACUCUCCAAAUCAGGCAGCCAAUCCAUCCAACCCCUGGGAAACGGAGCCCGUGGUGGAAGAGUCAGGGGCAAUCGAGGAUGCAAAUGCAGAGGAUCUCUAUAUAUUGGGGAUGGAGCUCUUUGAGGAAGCUCUACGAAAGUGGGAGCAGGCCCUGAAUAUUCGCCAUCCCGCCCACUCGACCUCCAGCAACAGCAGCCUCGCUCUGCAGGGGGCAACGUGUGAGGACUUUCCAACGGUCGAGAGCGGUAAUAAUGGGUUUGCGGAGAAGUUGGAGACCCUGCUGCACAGGGCGUACCACCUACAGGAGGACUUUGGCAGCAGCAUCCCAACAGACAGCGUGCUGGCAGAUUUCGAGAGUGAAGGAACUCUAAUCUUACCUCAAGUGGAGAGCUACCACCGGCUGCAGGAUGAUGACGCGUCUACGGUUACCUCAGACGAGACCUUCUUCUCUGCUGCAGAGCUGUUCGAUGCCCAGUCUCUAGAAGACGUCUACCAGCCACUUAAACCUGCAGCUCUCUAUGAAGAAGCCUUGACUCUGGCCCGGGAGGGCAGAGUGUCCUAUCGGUCUCUGAGGACUGAAUUACUUGAAUGUUUCGGUGACCAAGACUUCCUUGCCAAGCUUCAAUGUGUGAGACAAGCAUUCCAGGUCCUCUUGGUGGAUGAUACUCAUCGCACGUUUUUCAUGGAGACGGGGAAGCAAAUGAUUUCAGGCUUAAUGGUGAAGGCGAAUAAGAGUCCCAAAGCCUUCCUGGAGAGCUACGAGGACAUGCUGCUUUACACCAAGAGAGAAGAAACGUGGAACGUCACAAAGAUGGAGCUCGAGGGUCGAGGGGUGGUGUAUAUGAACUUCUUCGACAUCGUAUUGGACUUCAUCCUCAUGGACUCAUUUGAAGACCUGGAGAACCCUCCCUCCUCUGUGGUCGCCGUGCUGAGGAACCGGUGGCUCUCUGACAGCUUUAAAGAGACGGCUCUGGCCACUGCUUGCUGGUCUGUCCUUAAAGCGAAAAGGCGUCUUCUUAUGGUCCCUGAUGGGUUUAUCGCCCACUUCUAUGCCAUAUCGGAACAUGUGAGCCCCGUUUUAGCUUUUGGGUUUUUGGGACCCAGGCAGCAACUCAGUGAAGUGUGCACCAUUUUCAAGCAACAUAUCCUGCAGUACCUGAAGGAUAUGUUCGAUCACGACAAGGUCCGCUUCACCUCGGCUCAGUGCUUGGCCGAGGACAUCCUGAACCUUUCCCACCGCCGGAGUGAGAUUUUACUCGGGUACCUGGGGAUCAACGGCCUCCUGGAGCUCAACGGGGCCCCGCCGAGAGACACAGAGGGCCCUUCAGAGCCUAACUGAGGCUACUCGGGUCACCAGGGGGCGUCCGACUUUUUGGGACUUUGGUGACAUCAUGGAGACUUCCUAAAAACACCUGAAGAGAGCGCUCCCAUCACAGGAGGACCAGGCCGUCGACACUAUUAUUUCACAAGGAUGGAGUCUCUGAGAACGAGAGGUUGCAUUGUAACCUUCCAUUCCUCGGACUUGUGGAAUAUCAUAGUCUUCAUAAUCACGUGAAAAGAAUCGGCGUGUGAGAAAUGUGCGUUUGUAAGUUUAUACUGAAAGGGGGGAAGGAUAUUGGCGAAGAACCAUCAUAAUUCCUGGCAGGCUUGGCCAGUUGAAGACUUGAAGGAGUUUGUCUCCUCAAUCUGAAGAAGUGUUUAUUUAAUCCGGUUUGGUUGAAUUGCGCAAACUUAGAUGUCACAUAUCCAAGAGACGUUUUUUUUUAAAAUGCAAAAAUAUACCAUGUAAAAUUAGUGAAGUGUGUUCCCACGUUGCUCAUAUUGAAGUUUGAUUAUCCCAAAGUGUUGCGUCGACCCCACGGCCAUCUUCUCUCGCAGGGAUCCAGCUAAGAUGCAAGCGCUUUGUAAUAGAUGAAAUUAUUCUGAUUAAUUUUAGGUGCCACAGAGAAAGAAACUUCCCACUACCAAUAACCCAAUGUUACUUAAACCGGUCACACCUGUGCUUUCCCUUCUGUGAGCUGUCAACGAUAUCUGUCUGUUCUAAAGGUUCAGAAACACACGUGGAUAUUUUUCCGUACACACAUUUUCAAAUUGAACCAACCUCUCAAUCAAACGGUGCCAUCUACUCGUUGUAGUUUAGUUUCAGGAGGACGUGAUGAAGAAGCGGACGUCGUACAGUCCGACUGUCACCGACAUGAGUGCACUGAUGAUCACCUGACCGCUCUUUGCUUCCUGUUGUUGGAAAAUGCAUCGGAGCACAGAGACAUGCCAAGAAAAACUCAACUCACGUCUGCUGAUCCCAACAUUGAUAACUCCGCCACUGUAAAAGCAGAUGUGUGUUAUGCAGACUUUGGUUUGUUUGUUUAAAAAAAAAAAACUGUCAAAUACUGAAUUAUCUGAAUGGAAUGUGAUGAAAAGAUUAUUUAUCUGAACGCUGUGUGUGUGACCAACAAAAGAGAAAAAUAUUUCUGUCAAAUAACUUUUGGGGUCUCUUAAUAGUUGUAUCAUACAAAUUAAUCAUUAUGAUACAUAUGUGUGUGUUUUUGUGGUCUUGAAUACCCAAAGCCUGCUCUGGUUGCAACACGGCUCUGAAGUUCAGAUGUUCAAGGUUACAGAGAUGAUGAUGAUGAUGAUGUUUCCACAGCGGUGUGUUCAGUCGGCGCCGUGGGGAUCAUUUCUGUUUCGGGUCCAGCAUUCGCAUCCAACUGUGGAUCGAGCUGCUACUGGACAAAAAGACGCUUUUGUUUUGCAUACCUGCAGCUUUGUGUUUGGAGGCAUUUUGCACUUUAACAGGUGAAGCAGAAAGUUACAGGAAUGUCCAACAACCCUUUUUAUAUAAUCAGUUUGAACAAUAUAGAAAUAGAGAAGUAAGCGUUGCGUCAUAGAUCUGACAUACUAUCGAUAACAUGAGGCUUAAAUGCUGUACAGUAUAUGGAAAAUAUCUUUCCUAGGAUAAAAAUAUAUAUUUUAAGGAAGUUCUUUAUUCUGAUUACAACGUUUCUGUUUUUCGUCUCCAUGUUUUGAAAUGGUCAAAUUCUCAAAUUUCAACUUUUGACUGGUUGUCCUGAUCCAUUGUCCCGCGUCGUGGUCCCGUUAACGUCGACUACCAUGUAUAUUUGCAACUGUCAAUCAUGCAGGUCGACGCCAUUCUGGAGAGCUGGUAAUGUGUCGUCGCUCGUUGUGCUUCUCCUCGAGUCCUGAGCGUGAAUGAUCAGAGAGGAAUGCAUGUUGACAGUCGAGCUUCUCUGAAAUGCAUCAAUCGGUGUGUCUUCGCAACUUUUUACGUCUCGGCUCUUAAUUUUUGUUCGAUUUUAAGUUAACUCGUAACGACUUGGAUGUCAGGAUUUAUGAAUGAACUCUCGAGGAUAUAUAUUCUAUAGAUUGUGUUUCGAGGAUUCCACACGGCCAAAAUCUUGUUUUUGUUUCACUGAUGUACAUUACAAGUGUCCUCUUCAUGCCUUUUUUUGUCUUUUCUAUUGUUAAAUUAAAAUGCCAGCACAAACUGUAAAUUAAUUUUUAAUUCUCCAUGUUAAAUGUAAUUUUUUUUGUGAUUAAACUAUACAUUUAUUAUGCCUUU